ACCGUGGCAAAACAAAAACAACUCGAGGCCCAGCUGCGAAGCGAGCUGCGCAGUACGAUGCGAGACUAGACAACGAAGAAGUGCGACGUAGAUUCGGUGCAAAGUGAAGGGCUGGAUGUGUGAGCGGGUGCUGGUGAAGGGCUAGGGCUUGGGAAGCCAGUUGGCAGGUGUGUUUGAGUCAAGCCUUUGCUGGAGUCCAGCUCGUCCAGGUCGUGAUCCUGUCCGUCGGCCGAGGCGUGACGCGUGACGCUCGCAACAUGAUGGACGAAGAGGUUCUGAACGGCAGCGACGGCGAGGCGGUGGAGGACGUCGGCCAAAAUGGCGAUGCCGCCGCCGCCAGCCCCGGCAAGAAGACCAACGGCAACGGCGUGGAGGAGAAGGGCCUUGCCUCGGCCGAGAGGAUCAAGAUUAAGGGCAAGAGGAACGUGCGCUCCCUCGCCAAGGAGGUGUCUGGGGCGGUCGGCGGUGUGGUGCACCCUGUCAGGAAAUGGAAGAACAGCCGGAGGUCGCGGAGCGGCUUCAGCCGCGGCGCCCCCAAGAAAGGUGGAGCAGGAGGCAAGGGCGUGUGGGGUCAGUUGGGUUCGGAGUUGCAGGAAGUGGAUGAGGACAUGAAUGACCCUAACUAUGACAGUGAUUCCCUUGAUAAUGGUGAUAUUGAAUUAAAAACUGUGAUUCCUCAGGCAUCUGAUGAAGAAUUGCAGAAAUUAGUGGAGCCCAUCAUUUUGGAGUAUUUUGAAAAUGGUGAUGCUUAUGAGGCUAGUCUUGCCCUUGAUGAAAUUAAUUGCGGAUCCAAACGCUACAUGAUUGCACAGAUCAUCAUUGAAAUGGCUAUGGACCACAAACCAUCUCACAGGGAGAUGACCUCUGUUCUGAUCUCAGACCUUUAUGGUCGCAUUCUUUCUCAGAGGGACAUCUGUAAAGCAUUUGAUGCUCUCUUGAAGAAUUUACCAGAUCUCAUUCUGGAUACACCUGAAGCUGCCACUGUGCUUGGCAAUUUCCUUGCGCGUGCCAUUGCUGAUGAUUGUAUUCCACCCAAGUUUAUUGAAACUUUGAAAGAAAAGGCUGACACCGAAAAUGCAAAUAAAUCUCUGUCCAGAGCUGAGACCCUGCUGUCUAUGAAGCAUGGACUUGUGCGUCUGGAUAAUGUUUGGGGCGUUGGUGGAGGCCUGAGGCCAGUUAAGUACCUGAUUAGACAAAUGAACUUGCUUUUGCAAGAGUAUUUGUCAUCUAGUGAUCUGCAGGAAGCUACUCGCUGUCUGCAGAAUCUGGAAGUGCCCCACUUCCACCAUGAGUUGGUGUAUGAGGCUGUGGUGAUGGUUUUGGAAGCCAUAAACCACCACACUGAUGAAGCCAUGUGCAGGCUUCUGAAAUCCCUUUCCAAUGCUAUCAUCAUCACUGACGAUAUGAUGGAAAGGGGCUUUUUGCGUGUUUAUGAAGACAUGCCGGAUAUAUGCCUUGAUGUGCCACUUGCGUACACUGUACUUGAGCGGUUUGUUGAACGCUGCCAGAAAGCUGGUUUCUUGAAUGACACCAUCGUGAAAAAGAUGCCAACCCGAGGCCGCAAACGAUUCGUCUCUGAAGGUGAUGGCGGCCGUGUCAAGGAUCACAAUUUCCAUUAAAAGAUUCCUGCACAAACCUCUGGUCUUCAUGUUUAUGAUAUUUUUCACCAGUGAAAACUUGUUUCUGUUUUAGUUGUUUUUCUUUCCGGUAUGGUGCAUACCAGUAUCCUGUACUUCCUGCUCUAUUCUUAUUUUUGGGUCAGAAUAUUUCAAGGCCAGAGACACAUGUAUUUGCAUUUAGUAUGUAUUACUGAAUGUCAGAGCCAUUCAGCCUAUUUGUUUUGUCCAUAUUUUCUUGGGCUUUUCUGUCUUGUUUUUCCCUAAUCUUUGCUGGAUUUGUGAAGUGAUUUUUCAUUACCUGUAAUGAUUGUGAUUGGCCUUUGGAAGUUGUCAUUAUAGUAAUUUCUAUGUAGAUGUUGGUUUGUUGAAUGCAGGCCUUUAUGCUUGUUCAGUCUUUCUUUGGAUAUGAAUAUGAAGUGUUGGAACUAUCAAGUUUAACUUUCAACAUAGUAGUUGUUGAUUCUCAAGUCAUUUAGUCCAACUCUCGGAACUUAUCUAUGUUCUUUACUCUUGUUAUCAUUUUGAGGUGACAUUGGCAAAGGUGACUUUGGUGCUCAUGGUCUGCCUCAGCUAAUGUCUUUGUCUAUUUCUAAUUGCUUUUAAACGGAAUGAUGUUAACAGCUUUUAUGCACCUUUUGUGCAUUUUUUGAAAAUUUUGAUUGUGUAAUGUGUACUACUAAUCAGUGGAUUGAUGAUGAAUGGGAGGAAAAUAAAAGUACAACUGAUAAAAGCA
Molecule: messenger RNA, 2352 nt
Organism: Thrips palmi
Lineage: Eukaryota; Metazoa; Arthropoda; Insecta; Thysanoptera; Thripidae
Gene: Pdcd4
Product: programmed cell death protein 4
Exons: 8
Coding region: 258-1619 (453 amino acids)
Biological process (GO): negative regulation of DNA-templated transcription
Cellular component (GO): nucleus; cytosol
Source: RefSeq, a predicted model, not a curated record